AUGUGGGAGUUGAUCGCUGCCGCUGCUGCCGGGCUCAAUGCCGGGUCGGGGCUCUACAUUGCCGCGGCGGAGCACCCCGCCGGCCUCGAGGCGGGCGUCGCCACCUAUUGGUCCUUCUUUCCCAAGGUCUCCACCAAGGCCGUGACCCUGUCCACCACCCUGUCCGUCCUGACUGCCGCCGGUGCUGCCGCAGCCUACUUCACAGGUGACCCUGAUCGGGACCCAGCCUGGCUGACGUGCGCGGCAGGCGCCCUGACCGUCCCCGUGUUCGACUUCCUUUUCGUCGCCCCAACCAAGGCCGUCAUUGACAGCCGGGUGAUGAUCGACCAGCCAGUCGCAGAGCGCGAGUCGUGGCUCAGGUCCUGGGGCCGCAAGCAGAUCGUGGAUGUGGCGCUGAAGGUGGCCACUUUUGGUGCCCUGCUCCUGGUUCUGGGUGCCAAGGGCGAGGAUGGCGCGCUCGCUCGCCUGACGCGCCCCCGCUGA
Molecule: messenger RNA, 483 nt
Organism: Auxenochlorella protothecoides
Lineage: Eukaryota; Viridiplantae; Chlorophyta; Trebouxiophyceae; Chlorellales; Chlorellaceae
Exons: 2
Coding region: 1-483 (160 amino acids)
Source: RefSeq, a predicted model, not a curated record